AUAUACAUAUUUAUUAUAAAACACAAAAAAAAAUAAUCAAAAAUACUUUAAGUGCACAUUUGACUCACAUAUAUUUAAAGUGCCACAGUGAAUUGAGGUCACAAGAACUAAUUCUAAAAUUUAAAAACAAAAGGAAAACAAAAACAAACAAAAAAUACAAAAUGCAUAUAGCGCUGAGAACACUAUUCCUUACAUUCUUCUUUUGUGGCGUCGUCGCCAAAAGUAAUGCCUAUUGCUCACUGGAAAGAAUGAAAAAGUUUGCAAUGGAAGCAUGUGAGCAUUUAUUCAUGCAAGAUGAGGGUAGAGAGAAGCGUUCACUGCCCAUGCCAUAUGAACACAAUUAUUUACACCACAAUGAAUAUCCGAAACACAACGACAAAAGCCAUUUCAUCAGCCGCAGUUCGUUCCCACGUGGUGGUUAUCUGAAAGUGGGUCAAGAGCAUUUCCAAAUACUGAGUAAAGUCGAUGUAUUUCCACGUUAUAAGCCAAAAAAGCAUCACGACAAGAAGGAACGCUACAAGCGUGAGCAUGCACUCAGUUACAACAACAUACCAUACUGUUGCUACAACAAAUGUGAAGAGGAUUUCUUUUGUUAAGCUCUAAUGGACGGACAGCUUAGCUUUAAAGAGCAGCAUAAGCAGUAUAAUCAAAGCGAAUAUAUAUGUAUAUACAAUAAAAAAAUCUGUUUUUUAUUUUAAUUAAUUUAAUAUUUGUAAAUAUUUUUUUUUUUUAGUUUUUACUUUAAUUUUAGCUAGCUAUUAUUAUACUACUAGCGCCAUUGAGUGCCCAUUACACCAUGUGUACCUUAUUAAUUAGUGUUUGUUAGUAAUUUUAUAUACAUGUACAUACACAUAUAGAAAUAUGUCAAUAUCAAUAUUUAUACGCA
Ceratitis capitata (Mediterranean fruit fly) is the source of this 886-nucleotide messenger RNA. RefSeq lists its product as hypothetical. The transcript is spliced from 3 exons. Lineage: Eukaryota; Metazoa; Arthropoda; Insecta; Diptera; Tephritidae. The record is from RefSeq and is a predicted model, not a curated record. Bases 162 to 596 code for a protein of 144 amino acids.